AUGCUCUUCUUACCACUAGACAUACAGCUCUUAAUCAUCCCUAAUUUGACCUCAAUAUCUCUCAUCUCACUCUCGCAAACAAAUCGUUAUUUUCGCCACCUCAUAAAUCCACAACGUAAGCACUUCUUGGAUAGGCUUCUAGAACUCGAAUGUCUUCGAGAAUACGGCGGAGAAAUCAUCAUCAACCGAUACCGCAGAAUCAUCGUACCUGAUAAACAAGUAUCCUACGCGUGCGCCCACUGCCUUAAAAUUGUCCCUCACACCUGCUUCGACAACCACGCACUCCUAAGGCUUCGAUACCGGAAACCCCCUCCAGAAUCUAGGUCACGACGGAAACUUUGCGACUGGACGCCAGGCGAUGCAAAAUCUCAGGGGUUAAAACGACAGGCAAACUUGCGCAACGGUACUUUGGCCCGCUGGAUCUCUUUUAAUUCAUCUCUAGGAACGUCGCAAGCAAAGUUAGAGGAGCUUUAUAAGAUCGACAGUCGUCGACAUCGACGUCUCUGCAAUGAAUGCAAAUUCGUCACUAGUGCAUUCGCUCAAAACGCACCACUGAAUGGAGGCUGGCAGGGCUCACAUCGAGACUCAAAUGACGGUACAGCCACAGUUCCGGCGGUCAAGUGCCGUCAGCGUAGGUGUCAUGACAAUACUGAGAGGUAUUUCCCUGGUCUGUUUCCUAUUGGUGCGGACGAGGAAUACCCAUUUAGACAACACGAGUUGGCUGCGUUUCGAGAAGGCUAUCCGGAUUCAUAUGACUCCAAUGGACGCGAUUUUAGGGCUCCGCCGUUCGAGAAUUGGAGAUGUAAUCGAUGUUUUGCUGACGCUGUGGGAGAAGAGGAAUUAGGCAGGCAACUGCUGGCGUUCUGGAAGAAGUUCGCUGAUUAUGAGAUAAACUCCUUCGACGAGAUUGUGAAGGAAGGCUGGUACAUGAUUGAAAACAUGAGCAAUAAAGUGGGAGAUGAAUCACUUUCCUGGGAGCAGAUGGUGAGAAGCAGCCGCCCUUCCACUGAUUCCUUAGACGUCGUUCCUUCUGGCAAGCAUAUUUACCAGAUGCACCCCGUUCACCGACUAUCCUAUCACGAGAUCUUCGCAAAAUGGUCUGCCAUGCUCGAUGACUAUGGCUGGUCAAGCCGCCAGGAACAUACGCGUUCUUUUCUGUGGUUCAUAGACGAGUAUGAAGUUAUUGAAAAGAGGAUAAUGGAAUUGAAGUUGCACACGAGGUCCCUUGAGAAUCAUCCCGAGCAGCUUGUUUUGUAUGGACUCGGAGGGAAGAUGUCUAGGAUAUGA
Glarea lozoyensis ATCC 20868 is the source of this 1287-nucleotide messenger RNA. RefSeq lists its product as uncharacterized. The transcript is spliced from 2 exons. The coding region runs from base 1 to 1287 and encodes 428 amino acids. NCBI's taxonomy places the organism in Eukaryota, Fungi, Ascomycota, Leotiomycetes, Helotiales, Helotiaceae. The record is from RefSeq and is a predicted model, not a curated record. Gene Ontology annotation, molecular function: protein binding.